AUCCCAUCUCCAAGGUCCUGCCAACCGAAUGGAGCCAGUGAAGAAGCCCUGCGGCAUGAAAUCCAAGAGCUGAAGCAGAAGGACCUUGCUCUAGACCAGGAAAUCGCACAAUUAUUGGCCGAGGGCUACAGCCUGGAGGAACUGGAGAAGCACAUCUCCCUGCUCCAUGAGUAUAACGAUAUUAAAGAUGCUGGGCAGAUGCUGCUGGGCAAGCUGGCUGUUAUCCGAGGGGUUACGACCAAGCAGCUCUACCCCGAAUACGACCUGGAGCUUAGCGACUAG
Eurypyga helias (sunbittern) is the source of this 282-nucleotide messenger RNA. It is a transcript of the gene SWI5, whose product is annotated as SWI5 recombination repair homolog (yeast). Lineage: Eukaryota; Metazoa; Chordata; Aves; Eurypygiformes; Eurypygidae. Gene Ontology annotation, cellular component: Swi5-Swi2 complex; Swi5-Sfr1 complex. The record is from RefSeq and is a predicted model, not a curated record. Gene Ontology annotation, biological process: double-strand break repair via homologous recombination. The transcript has 3 exons. The annotation marks the transcript as partial.